Molecule: messenger RNA, 990 nt
Organism: Mesorhabditis spiculigera
Lineage: Eukaryota; Metazoa; Nematoda; Chromadorea; Rhabditida; Rhabditidae
Source: the annotation of a GenBank genome assembly
AUGACUUUUUCAAGAUAUUUUUGGAGACUAGGCGACCGCAUCGGCAAUAUAAAAACGGCAACAAAGCUGUCGGCUGACGCGAUAAAGUUAGCGACAACCUUUGCACGAUUGGAUGAAUUCCACGCGUUGCAGAAGACGAACGACGCGAUCAAGGCGGUACAGGCGUUCACCGCCGCGGUGCCCGCCGACCCAGCCGGCGAGAAGGAGCCGAAGGUGACCCCCGUCCUCGACGAGCACCAGUGGGAGACGGCCAAGGUCAAGAUUGCCGAGAAGCGCAAGCUGUUCGUGCAGAGCGUCUUCCCGCAAGGCAUCCGCGACGCCAAAGACGCCAAGGACCUCGCCCAACGUCUGCUCCCCGGAGAGCGAAAGCUCAUCUACGACGUGCUGCGCAAGAUCACCAUCGACCAGUACCUCGACGAGAAGCGCGACGGCAACGCCGAGGUGCACGCCGAUGAUAUCGUCAAGAUUUGGUACAUCUACUACAUCCCGGUGACCAUCUUCGGCUUCCUCGACAACGCGAUCCUGAUCACCGUCGGCGAGGAGAUUGACGAACACUUUGGCGUCGUGCUCGGCAUCUCGAUCCUCGCCGCCGCCGGCGUGUCCAACAUCCUCGUCAACCUGCUUGGCAUCGGGCUGCCCCGCAUCAUCGAGCGAUGGGCCGAGGCUUUUGGAUUAGUACGCCCCGUACUCUCGGCCGAGCAGUGGAACAACCGACACGUCCGCGUCGUCGUCACGCUGGCUCGGAUUUGCGGCGUACUGACCGGCUGCACGCUUGGCCUGCUGCCGCUCUUUUUCCUGAACACGGCACAUCGACAGCCGGUCGUUGAGGGAUCGCAAUACGCCGACUCGGAAGCCGACGAAGACGAGUUCAUCGUCGUCGGCGACUCGGCCCCCGAGCAAGCCGACCCCAACGAUGAAGACGCCGUCAAAAUUGACGUGCCAGCGGCGCAGACACGGCCUACAGUCCCAAUGGAAUGCUCGCCGUCGCCC